Messenger RNA from Pyrus x bretschneideri (Chinese white pear), 711 nucleotides. Its product is annotated as small ubiquitin-related modifier 1-like. Gene Ontology annotation, molecular function: ubiquitin-like protein ligase binding; protein tag activity. The transcript has 3 exons. NCBI's taxonomy places the organism in Eukaryota, Viridiplantae, Streptophyta, Magnoliopsida, Rosales, Rosaceae. The record is from RefSeq and is a predicted model, not a curated record. Gene Ontology annotation, cellular component: nucleus. The coding region runs from base 81 to 377 and encodes 98 amino acids. Gene Ontology annotation, biological process: protein sumoylation.
UGUUUUAGAGCGAGAGAGAUACAGACUACAGAGGAGAGAGGGAGAAGAAGAAGAAGAAGAAGAAGAAGAAGAAGAAGAGGAUGUCGACUCCGCAGCAAGAAGAGGACAAGAAGCCCAACGACCAGGCGGCCCACAUCAACCUCAAAGUCAAAGGACAGGAUGGGAAUGAAGUGUUUUUCAGGAUCAAGCGAAGCACUCAACUGAAGAAGCUUAUGAACGCAUAUUGUGAUCGCCAGUCUGUGGAGAUGAACUCAAUCGCCUUCUUGUUUGAUGGCCGUCGUCUACGAGCAGAGCAGACCCCUGAUGAGUUGGAAAUGGAGGACGGUGAUGAGAUUGACGCCAUGCUGCACCAAACUGGGGGAGCCGUACAGAUUUGAUACUACCAUGCUCUUAGUGGAAGGUAGAUAUUAGUAUCUAUGAUUGGAAAUGAAGUUGUUCUAUGAAUCAUCGGUUGUCAAGUAUUACGAGUGAGUUUGGUUAUGUACAAGACCUUUCGUAGUUGUUAAUCAACUUUGAUUAUGUUGUAUGUGGGAUUUGGCGUCGAAGUUUUUAGUUUUCUUUUAAAUUUGGAUCCAGUUUAUGAUUUUAAGUUGGUAUGUCGUUGUCCCAAUGAACAGACAUGAUUGCGAGAUUGUUAAAACACAUAACAUCGUGUUAUUGGUCGGGAUGCAAUGCUAUCGUACUUGGAUUCGAGACUAUUAAAUAAUUGAA